Messenger RNA from Porites lobata, 1608 nucleotides. The record is from the annotation of a GenBank genome assembly. NCBI's taxonomy places the organism in Eukaryota, Metazoa, Cnidaria, Anthozoa, Scleractinia, Poritidae.
AUGUCGGCUGUGUCCGAAGAGCAAAGAAAACUGCAAAAUGCGGACGCAUGUGGAUUCAGCGGUGAUGAAGACCAAAUUAUUGGAGGGAGUGACGGCCCAAGUAACAAAGAAAAUGAAAAAGUUGAUGAAAACCAAGAAAAUCCACCAAAUGAUAAUUUGCCGACCCCAAAACGCAAGGAACCGCCAGACAAUGCCGGCAUGGUUUUAGCGGCGUAUGGUUAUGUUUUAGGCGACUCGUUAGGGAAGGGCUCGUACGCUGUAGUCAGGGUAGCUUUUUCUAAGAAAUUAAAGCGGCAAGUCGCGGUUAAAAUUAUCAUAAAGAAAAAGGCACCAAAAGAUUACCUCACAAAGUUUCUACCCCGCGAGAUUGCAGUCAUGAAACAGCUCAAGCAUCCGCGCAUCAUCGGACUUCACGAAGCCAUCGAGACGGGUUCUCGGGUUUACCUUGUAUUAGAUAUGGCGGACGGCGGCGACUUGCUAGAUUACAUCAGAACAAACGGUGCGGUGGUCGAGGAGGAAGCUCGGAAGUUUUUCCGGCAGUUGGUCGAGGCGUCUGAAUAUCUCCACAAGAUGGAUGUUGUACACAGAGACUUGAAAUGCGAAAACAUCUUGCUGGACCGCAACAAGAACAUCCUACUCUCCGACUUUGGUUUUGCGAGGACACAACCCGUGGAGUGUGGCACGGGAAAACGGCGGCUGAGUUCAACGUUUUGUGGAUCUUACGCGUACGCCCCACCCGAAAUUCUCCGGGGUAUCGCGUAUGACGGAACCCGGUCGGAUGUCUGGAGUUUGGGAGUUGUGCUGUUUACCAUGUUAUGUGCUAAGCUACCGUUCGAUGAUUCUAACCUAAAAUUGUUACUGGAACAGGUAAAGUAGUAAGGGUACACAAUAAAUAAAUAAAUAAAUAAAUAGAUAAAUAAAGUAAUAAUAAAAUAAAUAACGGUUUAGAGGUAGCAUAUUUAGCAGUUAUCUUCUACCAUUCCUGAAAUUUGUGUUGGUUUUUGAGGAGAGGGAAAAUUCGAAGUUCCCAGAGAAAAAUCUCUCGGAGUAAAGGAGAGAACCUGACAAUAAACUCAACUCACAUAUGGCGUCGAUGCUGGGAUAUGAACCCGGGCCACAUAUUCAAGAGAGGCGAGCGGCUGUCACCACUGCGCCACCCUUGCCCCCUCACCCUCUUCCACCCCCUACCCCCCCCCCCAAAAAAAACCCUGAAAAUGUUUGAAACGCCGAAAUACAAAUUUCAAUGAAAAUAUGAUCGUUUACCAACUCGGUUAGCUUACCUAUAACGAAACGAAAGUUAAAUUAGCGCAAACGAGAGUCGUUAUAUGUUUGAUAUCCCUGACUUAUAAUUUUCAGGUGUCUAAGACGGUUGUUUUUCCCAAAAAAAGGAAAGUUUCCGAGGAAGCGAAGCACCUUAUCAUGCAGAUGCUUUGUGAAGACAAGAAGAGAAUUGAUAUUCCAGGGAUAAAAAAACACCCGUGGUUUGAAGGUAAGACGUUUGACCAAUGCCUUAAGGAAAACAACAACCAAACGCUCGUAAAAGAUAAGUCGCAUGAUUCCGGACUUGGAAACGACGCUGAAAGUAUCUCCCAAGAGAUGAAGGAAUGA